CCUCCCACACACCUGCCGCGCACACCUUUCCGCCGCGCGGGCCAGGCGGGGCGAGAGCCGCUGGUCAGGUGGCUCCGGCUGCCUGCCUGGCUGACGUGGACGCCAACAGGAACCCGCCCUAUAUGAGGCGCGGGCGGGCGCGCCGAGUGCGUCGGAGCGAGGAGAGAAGCGCCUGCAAGGGUGGAGGAGGUCGGACGGGGCGGGCGGCGACGAGCCGGCUGCUGCUGCUGCGCGUCCCCUCGACGUUUCCCCUCCUCCUCCUCCUCUCCGCUUGCUCCCUCUUGGCACGCCCCGAAGAGGAAAAAGCGCCCGCGAGAGAGAGCGUCCUGAGGGCGAUGGCUGCCGAAAUGGACCCCAACAGCGAGCAAGGUCUGCUGAAAAAUGAAGUAAUUCCUGAAAUUGGAGAAGAUGCUGCUGCUUCAGUUAAUGUUGCAGAAGCUUUGUCAGAAGAAGAACAGGAAGAACUCAGAAGAGAGCUUGCUAAGGUGGAAGAAGAAAUCCAGACUUUGUCACAGGUACUAGCUGCUAAAGAGAAGCAUCUAGCAGAAAUAAAGAGAAAGCUGGGGAUCAGUUCACUGCAGGAGCUGAGGCAGAACCUUUCCAAAGGGUGGCAAGAUGUCACAGCAACAAAUGCGUAUAAGAAGACAUCAGAAACACUGUCUCAAGCUGGGCAGAAAGCUUCUGCUGCAUUCUCAACAGUUGGCUCUGCAAUAACGAAGAAGUUGGAAGAUGUGAAAGUGCACGCAUUUGCACAUUCCUUUAGUAUACGUUGUCUACAACAUUCAAUUAGCAUGCCUGCUAUGAGAAAUUCCCCAACAUUCAAGUCCUUUGAAGAAAAAGUGGAAAACUUAAAGUAUAAGGUUGGGGGAACCAAGCCUCCUGGGGGUGACUUUGGAGAGGUCUUGAACUCUGCUGCCAAUGCCAGUGCCACAGAAGCUACUACAAAGCAGACAGAAGAGGAGACUCAAUGAUUGCCCUGCCUUCCUUGUGCUACCCACUGCCAGAUGCUACAAGCAAAUGCUGAAGCACAACACCUCUGCUGUAGACUCUUCCAGGGUGUCCUUCUGUUUAGCACUUAGCUUUAUAGCUGUUCAAUGUAAAUCGUUUCUUUAGGUUCAGAGUAUUUUUGAAAUCGUAAAAUACACUCUUGCCUAUGUUAUCUGUGGGAUGGGGAAUUUUUAUGCAUUUUGAGUAUUUAAAAAGAUUUAUUUCUGGUCCAAAGAAAUCAUAAAGGUUUUACAAAAGGUUUAGAAAUGGGAGACUCAACACUGUAUAUGAUGGAUGCUGGGACGAAUAGCAGUUGCUUCAUGCCAUGUCUCUUCAUACUUAAUUCACUGCCAAAACCUUUGAAAACUUCAUUGUUGUUUUAAGUGUGUGACUUUAAUUGGUUCUGUUGCAAGAGGUUCCACAAGCAGAAUAAGUUUGCUUUGAUAUUGCAAUGUUAAGUUAUCAGUGUAUGUGUUGUGGUCUUGGUAAGAGGACACUGAAAGUAGGGUGAUUCCAACAAACAUUCACUAUUUUUAUGGUUUCCCUAAAAAAAUAAAAAUCCUGAUAGUAAACUUCUCUGAACAGUUCAAACUAGCAGAGAUGACGCUUUCUCCUGGGCAUUAGAAGUUGACUUCCAGAAGUAAAAUGAGGCAGGCUAUUAACAUAAAUUAUAUAGGCUGAAAGCCUACUGCAAAUGGAGUGGUUUAGAAGCACCAUACUUAUAAAAAAUAAAAUGGUUGCUCCCUUCCGCUUGCUAAUUGAUGAAAAGGAACAUUCAACUAAAAGUCCAUGUUGUUUCUGCUGCUUAUAGCACUCCCCCCUCUCAUCAAUCAAUAAAUUAAGUGUAUGGUACCAACAGUGCAGAGCCGGCUAUGCAUUUACAUUUGGGGAAAUGCACAUUGGAAUGUAGGCAAUAUAGACCCAAGCUCUGAAUUGACUGCAGUGGAAGAUUGGAAUAAGAUAAAGUGGGCAAUCUCACUGCCUGGAAAUACAAAAAUGAGCACGGUCAACUCUUUCUAUGCUUAAAAAUGUUUUCUUAACUAAAACCUGUUGCUGAUCUUGUAAAAAGACUUGGCUUCCUAGAAGCUAAAUGCACUCCCACAUUGUAUGUAUACUAUGUGCCUGCAUUAGACAAAUUUCUGGCACACUGUAAGGUUAUAUUUAGGAAAAGUGUUUUGCCACAUUAAUCACAAAGCUUGAAAUGAACUAGAACACAUUCUUAAAGGGUGCAUUGCAACUUAGGCUUCAUCUUUAUAGCUGUACCAGAGCUGCCACAAAUAAUACCUAUUAAGCAAUUUUGCUGUAUUUGACAGCGUUCUGUAGCAUUUCAGAUUUAGCCUCAAUACUUGAUUACUUGUUAAAAUAAAAGCAUUGUCUUCUCAAAUGUAAAAUGCUACUUUGA
This is a messenger RNA of Lacerta agilis (Sand lizard), 2389 nucleotides long. It is a transcript of the gene TPD52, whose product is annotated as tumor protein D52. The record is from RefSeq and is a predicted model, not a curated record. Gene Ontology annotation, biological process: B cell differentiation. Lineage: Eukaryota; Metazoa; Chordata; Lepidosauria; Squamata; Lacertidae. The coding region runs from base 123 to 971 and encodes 282 amino acids. Gene Ontology annotation, cellular component: cytoplasm. The transcript is spliced from 8 exons.